Messenger RNA from Oncorhynchus keta (chum salmon), 2180 nucleotides. Its product is annotated as myosin-11-like. Gene Ontology annotation, cellular component: myosin complex. The record is from RefSeq and is a predicted model, not a curated record. Lineage: Eukaryota; Metazoa; Chordata; Actinopteri; Salmoniformes; Salmonidae.
CUCAACAUGCAGGUCAGUGGAGAGACAGGCCUCCAGCCUCAACAUGCAGGUCAGUGGAGAGACAGGCCUCCAUCCUCAACAUGCAGGUCAGUAGAGAGACAGGCCUCCAGCCUCAACAUGCAGGUCAGUGGAGAGACAGGCCUCCAGCCUCAACAUGCAGGUCAGUGGAGAGACAGGCCUCCAGCCUCAACAUGCAGGUCAGUGGAGAGACAGGCCUCCAUCCUCAACAUGCAGCUGUCUGACUGUAAGAAGCAUCUGGAUGAGCAGCAGGGAACAGUGGAAGUCCUGGAGGAGGGGAAGAAACGCCUGCAGAGAGACCUGGAGGCUGCCAACUCACAGUAUGAGGAGAAGGUGUGUGCCUAUGAUAAACUGGAGAAGAACAGGAUCAGACUACAGCAGGAACUGGAGGACAUUCUGAUGGACCUGGACAACCAGAGAACCUUGGUCUCUAACCUGGAAAAGAAACAGAGGAAGUUUGACCAGAUGCUAGCAGAGGAGCGUUCCAUCUCCGGUAAGUAUGCUGAGGAGCGUGACCGAGCGGAGGCGGAGGCCAGAGAGAAGGAGACGCGGGCGCUGGCUCUGGGGAGGGCCUUGGAGGAGAUGCAGGGCUCCCUGGAGGAGCAGGAGAGAAGCAACAAGGCCCUCAGGGCAGAGAUGGAGGACCUGGUCAGCUCCAAGGACGAUGUCGGGAAGAACGUCCAUGAGUUGGAGAAGACCAAGCGAGGUCUGGAGGCGGUGCUGGAUGAGAUGCGGACCCAGAUGGAGGAGCUGGAGGACGAGCUACAGGUCGCGGAGGAUGCUAAGCUACGUCUGGAGGUCAACACGCAGGCCAUGAAGACACAGCAUGACAGAGACCUGCAGGGACGAGACGCAGGGGAGGAGAGGAGGAAACAACUACUGAAACAGGUGCGUGAGCUGGAGGGUGAGCUGGAGGAGGAGAGGAGGCAGCGUGCGGGGGCGACAGCAGGGAGGAAGAAGCUGGAAGGAGAGGUGAAUGAUCUGGAGGACCAGGUGGAAGCCACCAGUAGGGGGCGUGACGAGGCCGUCAAACAGCUGCGCAAGAUACAGGCCCAGAUGAAGGAGCUCCAGAGGGAGGUGGAGGAUUCCCGUGCAGCCCAGAAGGAGGUACUGUCCUCAGCCAGGGAGUCAGAGAGGAGAGCCAAGACCCUGGAGGCCAGCUUCAUGCAGCUACAGGAGGACUUGGCUGCGGCAGAGAGGGCUCGUAAACAGGCCGAGACAGAGAGAGAUGAGAUGUCUGAGGAUCUGGCCAGCAACUCUGGAAAGUCUAUGAUGUCCGAUGAGAAGCGCCGUCUGGAGGCUAAGAUCAGCCAGCUAGAGGAAGAGCUGGAGGAGGAGCAGGCCAACAUGGAGAACCCCGGCCGCCUCCGGAAGACACAGCAACAGGUGGAUCAGUUGAGCAGUGAGCUGCAGGCUGAGCGUAGUUCCUCCCAGAGCAGUGAGGGCGCCAGACAGCAGCUUGAGAGGCAGAACAAGGAUCUGAAGGUCAAGCUACAGGAGAUGGAGGGUCAGGGAAGGUCAAAGUUCAAAUCCUCCAUCGCCGCCCUGGAGGCCAAACUACACCAGCUGGAGGAGCAGCUGGAGCUGGAGAACAGAGAGAGACAGACCAACGCUAAAGCAACGCGUCAGAAAGAGAAGAAACUGAAGGAUCUGACCAUCCAGAUGGAGGAAGACAGGAAACAGGCAGAGCAGUACAAGGACCAGGCGGAGAAGGCUAACGUGCGUGUGAAGCAGCUGAAGCGUCAGCUGGAGGAGGCGGAGGAGGAGUCUCAACGGGUUGCUGCGGGACGCAGGAAGUUACAGAGAGAACUGGACGAAGCCUCCGAGGCCAACGAUGCCCUCAGUAGGGAGGUGUCGGCCCUAAAGAGCAAACUCAGGCGAGGAGGAGGGGAGUCAUCUUUCAGCAGCAGUCCUCGACGCGUGGGGAGCGUUGGGAAUGUCAGCCUCAGUCGGACCGGGAGCCGGAGGAGCAGAGCUGGGGAUAAUGAAGGGAAUGGUGGGAAUUCUGAGAACACAAACAACGUUCCAGAAGAGGAGGAGCCUCUGUUCUCGUCCACCCCGCCUCCAGAGGACAUCAGCGGAACCCUGCCGGAAGAGUAGAGGGACAAAGUCUCACCCCUCCUUUUAAACACGGUCCUUCCUUCUUCCUGUCCUUCCCUGAC